AGCCUCAUUCAUAUCAAUUCAAAGGCGCAAGUGCUAUGGAGCCGGUAGAUAAUGCUAAUGAAGGACAAAAGACCUCCACUACAAAGCUUGACUGGACAAAAGAACUCCACUACAAAUUCCUGGAUGUGGUCAAUAUUCUAGGCGGCAUUAGGGGUAAAGAUACCGUACCAAAUACUAUUUUGGAACUCAUGAAUGAGCCCGGAUUAACGAGGGCACAAGUUGCUAGCCAUUUGCAGAAAUGUCGAGAAAACAAGGGAAAUGGAUGGCAACGGAGAAACAAACUUGUGAGACAUAAUGAGCAGUAUGAGAACCUUAUCCAACAAAGUUAUCAACUAGAUGCUUCAUCAUCCUAUAGUAGCAACGAUGGUGUAUUCUCGUCUGAUCCAGAUGAAUCAAUGUUUUAUUCCAUGCAAAAUGAACCGUGCUGGACAUGCCAUGCAAUGCAAUGGGGAAUCAUAACAGCUCAUCAUAUCAUUCAUACUCACCACAAGUCGGACAACAACAAUUUACAGUGCAAUUUUUCUCAGAGACUGAUAUUUAUUCUAAUCUUGAACCAAUUAUGGAAUUACCGACUUUCAACCACGACAACAUUAUUGAACAAGAUUGUUCGGGUGGCAAUCAUAUGGUAGAUUUCUUUAAUAAUUUUGACAGUCAAGUUAAUAUUGAUCAAUGUUCUCCUACAUAUUCAGGUUCGUACUAUUAACUGUCUCAAUAUAAUUAAUAAGUUGAAUUAGCAUGAACCACAUUCCAUAUGUACAAACAUCUUCAAUUUUCUUACUAAUUUAAUUGUUACUUAAAUAAUAUAUUAUGUAUUUAAU
This is a messenger RNA of Ipomoea triloba (trilobed morning glory), 818 nucleotides long. RefSeq names its product probable transcription factor KAN4. Gene Ontology annotation, molecular function: DNA-binding transcription factor activity; DNA binding. The record is from RefSeq and is a predicted model, not a curated record. Gene Ontology annotation, cellular component: nucleus. The transcript has 3 exons. The coding region runs from base 36 to 629 and encodes 197 amino acids. Lineage: Eukaryota; Viridiplantae; Streptophyta; Magnoliopsida; Solanales; Convolvulaceae. Gene Ontology annotation, biological process: regulation of DNA-templated transcription.